UAACACUCAAGUGUUAUCUUAUCUUUUUUCGACAGCGAAAAAAUAAAUAUUCGAAAUAUUUCAAUAUUUUCCAAGUAUUUCGCUGAAAUCUCCAGCUUUCAAGUUAUUCUUUAUUCGAAAUGUUGAAAAAUUAGAACUAAAGACAUGGAUAGCCGACAUGUAGUUUUGGGCUUGUAUCGCGGAUCAAUCUCGAAGAUCUACGAUCUAACAUCAUGUUCGUGUUUCGAUGGAUGUGUUGCUGUGGUUUUUUAAUAACUCAGUAUGAUACGAGCGUCGUCCAUUCCAAAAUGAUAUCUUCGAAGGAAGGAUUGGAGAAGGUAGAUCAGUGCGAAGAAGUCCCAAGGAGGAAAUAUGGAUUACAAAGGGCUACAAAUGUAACUUUCCAGAAACAUCAUGUGUCUCGCGAUAAACGUGGCCAUAUCUUGGGAAGACAUCGAGGCUUUCGCGGAUGCACCGUGUGGUUCACAGGAUUAUCUGGCGCCGGUAAAACCUCGAUCUCGUUCCAGUUGGAGGAAUGGCUCAUCUCACGUGGAAUAUCAGCUUACGGAUUGGACGGUGACAAUAUUCGUACCGGAUUGAAUAAAGAUUUAGAAUUUACCAAGGGAGAUCGCGAAGAAAAUAUACGUCGAGUGGCCGAGGUGGCGAAAUUGUUCGCUGAUAGUGGGACUAUCGCGUUGUGCAGUUUUGUUUCUCCUUUUGCCAAGGAUCGAGAAAUGGCUAGAAAAAUCCACGAGGCGGCUGAAUUGCCAUUUUUUGAAGUUUUUGUCGAUACUCCUUUCGAAGUCUGCGAAGAUCGAGAUGUCAAAGGACUGUAUAAGAAAGCCAGAGCUGGUAAUAUCAAAGGAUUUACUGGUAUCGAUCAACAAUACGAAAGACCUGAAAACCCUGAUUUAAUCGUUCGAACAGCCGAUCGUACUAUCGAAGACAGCAUGUUCCAAGUUAUCCAGCUGCUAGAAGAAAAGGAAAUCAUUCCAGUACAAAGUCGCGAAAGCGAUACCGUUCCUGAAUUAUUCGUGGCUGAAAAUAAAAUCACCAGUGUCAGUCGAGAAAUGGAUGAGUUACAUUCGUUGGACAUUUCCAAAGUCGAUUUACAAUGGGUUCAAGUGAUCAGCGAGGGAUGGGCUGCUCCACUCAAAGGAUUUAUGACUAAAGAACAAUAUUUACAAGCAUUGCAUUUCAAUCAGUUGCCGAAACAAAACGAGCACCUUGACGAAAUCAAUCACUCCAUCUUGAUCGUUCUGCCAGUUUCGACAGCUGAUAAAGAACGUCUGGAAGAAGUCGGUUCGUUCAAAUUAUGUUACGAAGGUAAACCAUACGCGAUCAUUCGUAAACCACAAUUCUACCCUCACCGUAAAGAAGAACGUGUCGCUAGACAAUUCGGAACCACCCAUAAAGAUCAUCCCUAUAUCAAAAUGAUUUACGAAAGCGGUGACUGGCUGGUUGGCGGUGAUCUCGAAGUAUUGGAGAGAAUACGGUGGAACGACGGUCUAGACCAGUAUCGCCUUACACCGAACGAAUUACGAACAAAAUUCAAAGAAAUGCGAGCCGAUGCUGUAUUUGCUUUCCAAUUACGUAACCCUAUCCAUAACGGACACGCUUUACUGAUGCAAGAUACCAGACGUGAGCUACUGAGCACAGGAUACAAGAACCCCGUCCUGUUGCUGCAUCCUUUAGGUGGUUGGACCAAAGACGACGAUGUACCUUUACCUGUUCGCAUCCGUCAACAUCAGGCUGUCUUGGAAGAAGGUGUACUGGAUCCUAAAUCAACUGUGUUGGCUAUUUUCCCAUCCCCAAUAUACUACGCCGGACCGACCGAAGUUCAAUGGCAUGCCAAGGCUAGGAUGAUAGCCGGUGCUAAUUUUUAUAUCGUUGGUAGAGAUCCGGCCGGCGUUCCUCAUCCUGAUAAAGAAAAUAAUCCCGGUAAAGAUUUAUACGAUGCUGAGGACGGUGGCAUGGUUUUGAAGAUGGCGCCUGGAUUAAAGGAUCUGGAAAUUGUACCCUUCAGAGUGGCAGCUUAUAAUACAAAGACGAAGAAAAUGGAGUUCUUCGAUCCGGCUAGGAAAGAUGAAUUCUUAUUCAUUUCGGGGACCAAGAUGAGAGGUUUCGCUCGUAAUGGAGAAGAACCUCCAGAAGGUUUCAUGGCUCCUCAAGCUUGGAAAGUUUUAUCUACUUAUUAUCAAGAUAUCACGAAAAAGGCGUAAAAUUCGUUGACAUUCCAUUUUAACAUUUCGUUAUUAUCACGUAUUCCUAAUUUCCUUAAAUUUUUUUUCUCGAGUUACCAUCUCUUUUAUUAUUUCGAGCAUUGGUCUCAAUGAAGAAAAUGAAUCGUGCGGGAUAUUACGUAUUUACCAAUUUUUAUACCUUUGUUGUAUGUAAAUUAUUGUUUGAGUGAAUUGAUUUCAUUAUCGUAUUUUGUUUGCGUGUAUAUUUGUUUUUUGUUGUUGUUUCAUUUGUAUAUUUUUUAUUAUGUACAGAAUAAAGUUAGAGAUGUUUUACCCUGUUACAGUAUGUUUUUGUAUGCGAUUGUGUUAAAUAUACGUAAUCGUCAUUUGUGUCCUAA
Planococcus citri (citrus mealybug) is the source of this 2560-nucleotide messenger RNA. Its product is annotated as bifunctional 3'-phosphoadenosine 5'-phosphosulfate synthase 2-like. NCBI's taxonomy places the organism in Eukaryota, Metazoa, Arthropoda, Insecta, Hemiptera, Pseudococcidae. The coding region runs from base 213 to 2201 and encodes 662 amino acids. The transcript has 11 exons. The record is from RefSeq and is a predicted model, not a curated record. Gene Ontology annotation, biological process: sulfate assimilation; 3'-phosphoadenosine 5'-phosphosulfate biosynthetic process. Gene Ontology annotation, molecular function: adenylylsulfate kinase activity; sulfate adenylyltransferase (ATP) activity; ATP binding.